Messenger RNA from Colletotrichum costaricense, 1377 nucleotides. RefSeq lists its product as uncharacterized. Lineage: Eukaryota; Fungi; Ascomycota; Sordariomycetes; Glomerellales; Glomerellaceae. Bases 1 to 1377 code for a protein of 458 amino acids. The record is from RefSeq and is a predicted model, not a curated record. The transcript is spliced from 3 exons.
AUGGACUUCGACGACGACGAGUCGCUCUUCGGAUCUUCUCCUCUAACUUCAGCGACGUUGGGGUCUCACUUCGCUGUCAGAGAUCCGAUCCCUCUCUGCUUGCCCGGAAUGGGCGCAACUCAACUACCGAAUGCCAACGGUGCUCCUGCGCAGGCGCAGGGCGCAACCUCGAGUUUACAAGUCCCUCACAUGCCUCAUCAAGUACUUGGCAUCGAGAAUAACCCCCUGGACGUUCCUUCCAGACCACAGACACCCGCACAGAGACGGCUUUCACGAAAAACCUCAAAGCCCUCUUCCUCUCGAAGAAGCUCUUCAUCUCAGAAAGCUCCCAUCUCCGCGAUUAACCCCGGCGUUCCCGUUCGACUGAUUCCGACAUUGCCAGGCUCCUCAGCUCCCACAGCAGAGACUCCUCUGUUCGCUCCGCCAAUUGCACCGGGUCACAGUACCUUGCCCCCUUUGCCGGCAUCGCUCCUUCUGUCACCUUCACCACCCGUUCUGAACGGGAAUGGCGCACCCUUGGCCUUAGGUGUUGGUGAAGCAUCUUCAAGCCAGAAGUUGUGUACCAAGUGCCACAAGUCUAAGCCGCAAUCGGAAUUCUCUUCCAUGACCAAUAUGGGUCUGAUAAGGGAGCGAAGCCAAUGCGAGCCGUGUCGCAGGAAGAGAAGGGAGUCAUCGGCUCGAUACAAGCUUCGCAAAGAAAAGGCUGAGACUCAGGCUGAGGACAACCAAGAGCAGCUUCAGCAGCAGCAACUUCCACACGGUGGCAUGGCGCAGUGUCCUUAUCAUGGCUUAAGCGAGCACCAGCCGACUCGUUCUUCUCAUCCAUUGACAGAAGUGACAUUCGCUCCCAACGCACUGAUCACAACCCAACAUGAUCCAAUCGACUUGACGUCUCCAACCUUUUCUUCCUUCUUCGACUGGCCAGCAGCCCAGGAACCAGAACAGGGCGUCGACAUUGAAGCUGAUAUGGCAUUCUGUGGAUUUCAGUCAUCGAAGCGAAUGGCGUCGCCGAGCUUAGUUCUCCCGCAAGAGACUGGCAUGGAGGCUGGACUUCCCCCAACUCAAAAUCACACAAGCGAACUCUACGACAUUGUGAGCGUCAAGACGCUUAAGACUCCCUUGACCAAGAAUGCCGAGGCCUGGCUUCUCAACCACGAGAAGCAAAAGUUCAAAGAAGGCCGCGAAAAGUGUGAGUGGAUGAAGACGCAGGAGAAGAAGACUUUGGUGGCGUGCUGGGAGAAGAGACAGGCCUCGAUUGUUCUUGGACUUGUCGAAGUGCCUGGCUCUGAUCUUCAGCCCAUGAUUGGCUAUUCCUACGCCGAGGGUUCGCACCAGAAUCUGCCUGGUGCUUACCCAGAUGACUAUGAUUGGCAUUGA